Pseudozyma flocculosa PF-1 is the source of this 933-nucleotide messenger RNA. RefSeq lists its product as uncharacterized. The record is from RefSeq and is a predicted model, not a curated record. The transcript is spliced from 2 exons. Bases 1 to 933 code for a protein of 310 amino acids. NCBI's taxonomy places the organism in Eukaryota, Fungi, Basidiomycota, Ustilaginomycetes, Ustilaginales, Ustilaginaceae.
AUGGACGACUCGUCGCCCUCGUACAAGCGGCAUUUCGGCGCGCGCCCCUCUUCCUUUUCCUCGGGCCUCGCUUCACCCUCCUCCUCCUCUGCAACGACGACGAGGGAGAGGGGCGACGUGUCCGAGGAGACGCGGCUGAAGCUCCAGAACAUCGGCUGGCGGGUCCGCGCCCAGGUCGGAAACGGGUACCGACAUACCCGUAGUGCCGCCGCUGUCGUCCUCGGUCCUCCUGCUUGUUCCUCGACCGAGCUGCACGAGGAUGGCAAGAGGGGUCCUAUGCGUCCCAUCUCGAGCUGGAGGGUCAAUGUCAAGCGCGAACGAGACGACGCUCGAACCGAUAGCUUCGCAUCCGAGGCGAGCACAUCCACCGCCCUCUCCUCCUCCUCGUCGUCGACGGCGUCUGGCUCGUGUCGGACCUUUUCAGACGUCUCGUACACCUCCAACUCGUUUUCGCGCAGCGACUCGUCCACUCCUGCGGAUCAGGGUGGCAGCGGUGCGGAUAUGGAUGUCGACGACGACGAGCAUGGCACCGCUUCCUUUCCCCCACCUCCGCCUCCUUCGCAGCAGCACCAGACGACAUUGAGGGACCGACCGAUCCGCUCACUGCCACCGCGCACCAUGACACGGCAGACCAAGUCGCUCCCCGCUUCGGCCCACCUCGCAUCCUACCUCUCCUCGGCCCCCGUUCCAGCACCGCCAUCGUCGCUCAGCGCCCUCACUCCCCUCUCGCCCUUUGACGACGACGACGACGACGACGAUCCAGCACCGGCACGGCUACACCAACCCCAACCCACCUCGCCCGCCCGCGCCCUCCCGCCCUCGUGGGCGCGCUGCGGAAGCCUCGAACAGGGAAAGGACGGCACCGAAAUGUGCGGCAGCGAAGAGUGGAAGCACGUCGACUUUUCCUCGUGGGCCAGCCGCGAAGAGUUCUAG